Messenger RNA from Penicillium antarcticum, 1381 nucleotides. Its product is annotated as AP-1 complex subunit mu. Lineage: Eukaryota; Fungi; Ascomycota; Eurotiomycetes; Eurotiales; Aspergillaceae. Gene Ontology annotation, molecular function: clathrin-cargo adaptor activity. Bases 38 to 1381 code for a protein of 447 amino acids. The record is from RefSeq and is a predicted model, not a curated record. Gene Ontology annotation, biological process: vesicle-mediated transport; intracellular protein transport. The transcript has 6 exons. Gene Ontology annotation, cellular component: clathrin adaptor complex; clathrin-coated vesicle.
CGCUCCUCCAUCACCUAUUUACCCCCAUUGACACGUCAUGGCGUCCGCACUCUUCUUCCUCGACCUAAAGGGCAAGACCCUUCUGGCCCGCAACUAUCGCGGGGACAUUCCCAUGUCCGCAGUCGAAAAAUUCCCUAUCCUCCUCAGUGAUGCCGAAGAAGAAUCUUCCGCAGUGCCUCCCUGCUUCUCUCACGAGGGCAUUAACUACCUUUAUAUCCGCCACAGCAACCUCUACAUCCUCGCAUUGACAAAAAGAAACACAAAUGCCACCGAAAUCCUAUUGUUUCUCCACAAGCUUGUGGAGGUCUUCACCGAAUACUUCAAGGUGCUGGAGGAGGAGAGUAUCCGGGAUAACUUUGUCGUCAUCUACGAAUUGCUGGAUGAGAUGAUGGACUUUGGAUACCCGCAGACAACAGAGAGCAAGAUUCUACAAGAAUACAUCACCCAAGAAUCACACAAACUGGAUGUCCAAGCACGGCCACCUAUUGCCGUUACAAAUGCCGUCUCAUGGCGUAGCGAGGGUAUUCGUUACCGCAAAAACGAAGUCUUCCUGGAUGUGGUCGAGUCUCUCAACCUCCUCGUGUCGGCGAACGGAAAUGUCCUGCGAUCUGAGAUCCUGGGCGCAGUCAAGAUGAAGUGCUACCUGAGUGGUAUGCCAGAACUCCGAUUGGGAUUGAACGACAAGGUCAUGUUCGAGACCACAGGCCGUGCCACGCGAGGCAAGUCGGUCGAGAUGGAAGAUGUCAAGUUCCACCAGUGUGUCCGACUCUCGCGCUUCGAGAAUGACAGAACAAUCAGCUUCAUUCCGCCAGAUGGUGAAUUCGAGCUCAUGAGCUACCGAUUGAACACACAAGUGAAGCCCCUGAUCUGGGUGGAGUGCGUGGUUGAAUCACACUCAGGAUCCCGUAUCGAAUAUAUGCUCAAGGCCAAGGCGCAAUUCAAACGCCGCAGCACAGCAAACAAUGUCGAAAUUCUCGUUCCCGUUCCCGAAGACGCAGACUCUCCCCGUUUCCGUACCAACAUCGGAACAGUGCACUACGCUCCCGAGAAGUCAGCCAUCAUCUGGAAGAUCAAGCAGUUCGGCGGUGGCAAGGAGUUCCUCAUGCGCGCCGAGCUGGGCUUGCCCUCAGUUAAGGGCGACGACGAGCAAGGCGGAGGUAUGACUGGUGGAUUUGGAGGAAGCAUGGGUGGAGCCGGCGGCAUGGGCAAAGCAAAGAGACCCAUUAACGUCAAGUUCGAGAUCCCCUAUUUCACAACCAGUGGUAUCCAAGUGCGGUAUCUGAAGAUCACCGAGCCGAAGCUGCAAUACCCCUCCCUCCCUUGGGUGCGAUACAUCACACAGUCAGGCGACAUCGCUAUGCGCAUGCCAGACGUCCAAUGA